UUCGCUUCCACUUGUUGACGGGUGGCCGCCGGUGCGAGAUGUGGCCCUUCCCGAAUCUCGCCGCUUCGACCUCGCCGCCGCCGUCCCCUUCGACGACGCUCAUCGGCACCGGAGCGACGCCGUCGCCUCAGCUGCUCCAAACUUCCUCGCCACUCCAAACUGCGCUCCCUUCAUACUGAGAGAGAAGAAAGAUAAACACAGCGCUGCGCUCCCUUCCCUUCGACUAGCUUUCCCACCGCUGUGCGCGUCCCUGGGUGCGUGUUCGUGCGGAUCUCACUUUUGGGAGUUUCGCUUUCGGGUUCUCGCCCUGUCGCGAGAAACAGUGCGUGCGUGGUCGACGUUCUCAACUGUGUGUGCAACUCCCGGAGCGGACGUUUCUUUCCCAUUUGCUCUUCUUUUCUUUCGGCAAAAGGGCGCUCUGUUACUGCGUGAUAGGUUUUAUUAUUUUUUUUUAUCGUGCUCCCGACCAACACACUGGAUACCGCUGCAAUGAGUGAUACGAGAAACCGCUGGCGGGCCUGGAUUCUGGGCUCCGCGCUCUGUGUCCUCCUGCUGCGCGGACCUCGGCCCGGGAUAGCCUACGAAGAUGGUCCCGGCGUCCCGUCAGUGGUCACGAGCCGCGUGGGCGGUGACGCUGCACUGCCGUGCCACCUUCGGCACGCCACGCAGGACUCGUGGGCCGUGUCCGUAUCGUGGUUCAAGCGCGGCCUCUCGGGACCCGUCUACACCGUCGACAUGGGCUCGGGGAAUUUCCUCCAGGCCAGGCACCGGCCAGCGCACCUAUGGGCCGGACGCGCCUACUUCUCUUCGGCCGACGAACCGGCGCUACUCAUGAUCGGAGACGUUGCCGCGGCCGACGCCGGACUCUACGUCUGUUCGGCGUCGUUCGCCAGUGGUGCUCAGCGGAAUUCCACGGUGCGAUUCGUCGUAGUCGUUCCCCCGGAGACACCUGUCAUCAGAGACAAAUUUGGCAACAAAGUGAACAAGGUGGCCGGUCCUUAUCGAGAAGGCGAAUCGCUGACGCUCACAUGUGAAGUUAACGGAGGCGUCCCGGAGCCGACGGUGACCUGGUGGCGUAACGGCACCGAGCAGCUCCACCACACGGCCGACAGCUCGUCGCACGGCGUCUCCCGGUCCACGCUGGAGCUGCCGCAGCUGCACCGGCACGACCUGAACGCGUCGCUCGUGUGCAAGGCCUCGAACCACAACGGAACCUACGUAGUCACCAGCGCCGUCUCACUCGACCUGUAUCUGAAACCAUCCAUGGUGCGCAUCCGGUCCAAGCAGCGUCCACUGGCGGCAGGACUCCCGGCGGAAAUUGAGUGCGAGGCGGCAGGAUCCCGACCACCACCCGUGAUUACCUGGUGGCGCGGGAAGGCCAAGAUAUCCGCCGACCACGUGAAGAUGAUGCCCAUAGGAAAUCGCGUCUUCUCAGUGGUCACCUACACCCCUACUAGAGAGGAUAAUGGCAAGCGACUUCGGUGCGUCGCCGAAAACCCGAACAUUGUAGGAAGUUUCAUCGAAGCGUCUUACAGCCUUGACGUUCACUACAAACCACUGGUGACGCUUCAGCUGGGCAAGCGACUGAGGCUGGAGGAGAUCUUCGAAGGGCAGGACGUGUAUCUGGAGUGCAGCAUCGAUGCCAAUCCGCGCGUAAGCGAAGUGGUGUGGCGCUUCGAAGGCAGCCAGGAUGUUCACUCGGACCCGGCGGCCAAGGUGAUCACGAGCAACCAGUCCCUCGUGUUCCAGGCCAUCCAGCGUCUGAACGCUGGUCGCUACACCUGCGUCGCCAUUAACACCGAGGGCGAGUCGGUCAGCAACGAGCUCCACCUAAAAGUACAGUACUCUCCGGUGUGCUCCAUUCGGCAGCGGGUCGUGUACCCGGCGGCAGCGCACGAGAUGCUCCAGGUGUCGUGCGAGGUGGACGCGCACCCGUCGGCCGUCAGCUUCCAGUGGGCGUUCAACGGCAGCCUGCGCAACCACGAGCUUCAGACCUUCGUGUCCGAGGGCAGCCGUAGCGUGGCGUCGUACGUUCCACGCGACAAGGCCGACUACGGCACGCUCCUCUGCUGGGCCACCAACAAGAUCGGUCGACAGAAGGAGCCCUGCCGCUUCCAGAUCGUACCCAUAGGUCCUCCCAAAGCCCCGUACAACUGCACGCUGAGCAACCAGACGGAAGACGCGUUCCUGGCAGAGUGCCGAGAAGACCCGAGCGGUGGCGGCGGGAUGCGCCAGGUCUACAGCCUCGAAGUGCACGACAUCUCAUGCCACCGGCUGCUGGCCAACCUGAGCGCAGAGAGACCCGCGUUCUGGGUCCAAGGCGUGCCUGCGGGGCUCAACUAUGUGCUCGUGCUCUACGCCGUCAACGAGAUGGGCCGUUCGCAGCCGGUGCUGCUACGCGCAGAGGCGGCAGACCGCUACUGGGACGGCACUUCGCGGCACGGGAGCGAGUGGAGCGGAUGCGAGCAGAGCAACUCUCUCGUCGUCAUCCUCAUCGCGGUCACCUUCGCUGCCGUCUUCUUCCUCUUCCUGCUCGUCAUAGUGGCACGCUGCCGGACCAAGAGGCAGCGCGUGAAAGCCAACGCUGGCGACAAAAUUGUGCAAAACGGAAAAACGUCCCCUCGACCAUGCGACGGACCAGUCAACAUGACAACCUUCAACUGCGUCGAGGGUGACGACCUCCGUCCGACCGUGUUGGAGACGUCGCCGACAAAGCCGCCAUUCCACGCCGACUACAUAACCAACGUGAACAACCACACCCCGUAUUUCUGCCGCCAGAAGAUCGUGGACUUCUGAUAUCCGGACGUGCUCUCCGCGAGCAGCGGAAAUGAGGUCCCACGCAUGACUACCUUCGGCGGCGGUGCUACUUCGCAGGGAAACAGCGACACUUCGUGAAGGGAUGCUCCGCUAGAGGACGCAAGCUGACCAGUGGAAUCAAGGACUCAGGGUGGAGAAAGUGUUAAUGAUACCUAGUCAUUCAUGAGGGGUGGUACCGUGAGUGCACGAAUGGACGUUCACCGUACGAAAGUACCCCUGCGUCCGAAGAUAAUGGUUCCGUGGCUACAUUCGGGGUCUGCAAUUCCUAAGGAGACGUGGUAUAUUGGGCGAUGUUCGAAAACUGUCGACCCUGGUGCGCCGUCAUUCCUUGGAUGCCACAGUUCGUCGAAAAACAAUGGGCACCGACGUGGUCAGCAGGAAUUUGCUUCUGGAGCGCGUGACUACGCCGGGAGACACGAAGGAGUCUCUGAAAACUUUCACGAUGCGCCAGGUGUGCCAUGGUCCUUCUUACACUGGUGUGACAGUGGUGUGUGAACUGCAAGUUAUUCAUGCGCUAGCCAUAAUACUCUACUAAGGUGUUUGCUCGAGCCAUGUACUGGGAAAGGACUGGGAACGAAGCGUACAUUGCGCUGGUGUGCGCGGUUGACUGCCAUGAUGCCAAAAGAAAACAUGGAAGUGAACAUGAACAAUAGGUGCUGUGUCGCGGCCGAGACGCAUACAUACCGACGUAAAUACGGCGCGAGUGGAGAACAAAGAAUAUACUCACCUUACGAUAUACGUCCUAAAGACACUCACGUACUUGAGCUUCGCAGAGAGACGUUCCGUCGUGCUCAUUCUAUAGGCAUUUAAUGAUCUCUUGUGAUGUGUGCGGGCACAAACUCCCAUUCUAUCCAUCCCUUCGUGUCUAUUGAAUACUCACAGUGUGGCCAUUUUUUUUCCCGUAGUCCCCGCUGGCAUGAUUUCAUCCGGUGCGCUAAGCAAUUCAACUGCAAAGUGUCAGACAGCGCUAGCAGUCUCUUCUUACAUUCAACGCACUCGUAGUGACCAAACUUGCGGAAUGAACAACGUUUCGCAGAAUUGUAAACACUCGUUCUGAAUGAAUCCCGGAAAGAAAUUACGCUUAUGAGCUCUUCGUCAGUGAGAACUGAAGAAAUGGAGAUUAUAAGAUGUGGUAUUCGCAAUCUUGCGCAACUGUGGGGUUUCUGACGGCGACGUUACCUUCAAAAGGUUGUGCGUAAUGCAUGGCUUAUCCUCCAUGGCAUUCGCUAGAUGUGCAGAUAAAGGUACUGCGGAAACAGGCCUAGUCACUGUGACACGCAUAACAGGAGCUUGUGUACAUGGCCGCGCGAGGAUGUUUUGAAUCAACAUUUAGAGUACAGUUCGUAAAGUGCCGCUUGAUGGCACUCGCUCGGACGCGCAGUUCGAGCCUGAAGUCCUGGACGAGACAGGACACGAUGGAGAAUACAGGCCAUGCGAGGCUACGUAGGAUGCAGCACCGUGUUGUAACAUGUGCGGCAAGCAGGCUUUCCGUCCUCAUGGAACGUCUUGAAAGCGGCCUCAACACCGUUCAUUCCAAACCCUUCCUCGUGGACGUCGUCUUAACGAGUGACCCUCGCGCGCCGUUGUCUCCAAUCGCAGGCAGGAUUUCGCGAAAUUUGCAGGACCUCGCUCAAAUGUCGUGUUUCCCUUUGAUUUCUGUGAUUGACUGAGAAGGCGCUAUUUUGUCAGACCACUGUGGAGCUGGCGGAUAGGCUUAGCUAGAAGUCAGUAUGUACAGAGAGGCCCAAAAAUGUGUACGGCCUCAACAUGAAAUAUGUCUGUUGUAGUGUUGCUUACUCUUAAUCUUCAUGUGUAAACUUGGCUUCGGUUGUAACACGACAUUAGGUAAUCACAACGGGCAUGGUUCACGUGCAGAACGUUCCAAUGCUGCUGGUGUAUUUGAAGACGGUAACUACAUCGCCCGCGCAGAGUGUUCUUCGUGGUAUUCAUAUUACAUCUGCAGUACGAUCCAACGAAGUUGAUUUUCGGCACCAUAUUUCAUAGGGCCUAAUCCCAGUUCGUAAUGGAAAAGUUCUAAAGCCAGGAAAACGAAUAAAAUUUAGCAGCUUCUGUUCAUUGCAGCCAGGUCCUGGGGCAGAUGCAAUCGCGAUUACGCUUUCCUGGCGGCUUAAAUGGUUGUGGCGCUCUGAGCGCAAGUCAGAAAGAAACGAAACUACUGUAAAAAUUGGGUUCAAGGUUACGCGUUUUCCCAGUGUCGCAGGGCGUACACAUUUUUGGGUCCUUCUGCAUGUCUGUUGCUCAGUGUCUCGAGUGACCGGCAUUUCGGGAGCAUAUAAUGGGCGCUAUCUUUGUGAAUGGUCAUUCUUGACUGUUCGAGACUAAAAAGUAAAAGAAAUAUUAACCGGGGGAAGUAGAAACCUGAACUGCACUGCGGCUGCUGUGGUGACCGCUGUUACGUGCGUACGAGAGUUCUUACGCGCGCACGCUGUACUUCGUGCGCCCGUCUGUACAUACUACAAUCUAUAUUUUAUACCACGCGCAACGCUCAUCGCGGCUUCUUCAUUGAAGUUAUCUCAUUUCAUGACAAUUACAGUCUCGUAUUGAUGGUGAGUACGAUAAAUUAAAGAGAAAAAAAAGAACAACGCGUCUAUACAUAUAUAAAUACAUAUAGAUAUCUAUAUACAUAUAACUGUACACAUUUCAGUGUGCGUGUCUCUGUGCUUCAAACUUCGAGCUUUCUAUAACGUCCUCUCGUUGCCUUUCCCCUACGUUUUCUUUUCCGCAAUGUGAAGCUGUGGUAUUGCUUAUAUGUGAGAUAAAUUGUUUCUUAACUAUCGAGCCGCUUCACCUACGCGUUCUCAUAGUUUCACAACGGUUGACAAGCUUUCCAUCUCACUCUAGGUGCAUUGCUCACUUCGUGAUAAAGAAAAAGAAAGAAAACGUAAUUGUGCUUCUGUUCUGUUUCGUGUGCGAUACUUAUUUCGCAACGCAUUGCGAGUGAGUCCGCGCUCUCACGAACACUACAUCUACCGCGUUCGCUAUGACUGUCGACGGGGCUGCAUGCAUUUUGCUGUGCUACUCAGCAAGGAGCUUGUGCACCGCAACAGUCCAGUGCACCCUCGCGAAAAGAAGGCGUGGAAAAAAAAAAAAGAUGCAUCGACACAAUCAGGUUGAAGUGUUAAUAAACAUGCCAGUUAAAAGAGAGA
Molecule: messenger RNA, 5984 nt
Organism: Dermacentor andersoni
Lineage: Eukaryota; Metazoa; Arthropoda; Arachnida; Ixodida; Ixodidae
Product: roundabout homolog 3-like
Molecular function (GO): protein binding
Source: RefSeq, a predicted model, not a curated record